AUGGAUUACAACGGGAAAAAGAACACGAAUUCAACUCCAGCACCAGGACGAAAUGCCAAACUGGACAGUUACAUUGAAAGUUUCCGUCUAAGAACAGUAUCCUUGCCAACCAAGCAAAACCAAAAGAAAAUGUUUCAGAAUUUCUCAGUACAGGAACAAAUGGCUAUAAAUGACUUGAACAAUAAUCAUGCUAUCACCAUCAAACCAGCUGACAAGGGAGGAGCAGUAGUGAUAAUGAACACCCAGGACUACAUAAAAGAGGGGGACAAGCAAUUGUCAGAUGACAAAUACUAUAAAAAACUAAAUGAAGACCCGACCAAGGAAUAUAUAUUACAACUUAGGGAGCUCAUUAAAUCCUUCUCUGAGCAUCUAGAACUGCAAUCACUCAUACCAACUAGUCCCUACAUGGGCACUUUCUAUAUGCUUCCCAAAAUCCACAAAGCAGGUGAUCCUGGAAGACCCAUAAUUACAGGAAUGGGAACUCUCACAGAACAGAUCUCAGGACUGGUAGAAAAUACCCUAAAACCUCUAGUCACCAAUUCCAACAGCUUCAUAAAAGACACAACCGACUUCCUCAGCCAAAUCACCACUCUCCCUGCUAACACCAUCCUUGUAACCAUGGAUGUGGAAUCUCUGUACAGCAACAUUCCACAUACAGAUGGCAUCAAUGCUGGCUGCCAUUUCCUCUCUUAUGUCGACAACCAAAAAUACAGCCCCUGA
This is a messenger RNA of Pelobates cultripes (western spadefoot toad), 720 nucleotides long. The record is from the annotation of a GenBank genome assembly. Lineage: Eukaryota; Metazoa; Chordata; Amphibia; Anura; Pelobatidae.